This is a messenger RNA of Salvia hispanica, 1719 nucleotides long. RefSeq lists its product as uncharacterized. Gene Ontology annotation, molecular function: ADP binding. NCBI's taxonomy places the organism in Eukaryota, Viridiplantae, Streptophyta, Magnoliopsida, Lamiales, Lamiaceae. The record is from RefSeq and is a predicted model, not a curated record.
UCUACGAACUCUACUGCAAAGAUAACGGGAAAUAGAAGAAAUAAUUUUGAAAAGUUUGCCCAGAAAUUAAACAUGUCGGUGGCCUUCAUAUCAAGAGUGAUGAGUGAACUAGAGCGUUAUCCAGAUGAGGAUCCAAGUAUGGAUACUGAUGAAAAGAUGGUUCGAAAAACGGUAAUUGAUGAGCUGAAAUUGAUGCAAGAUUUACUGAGAGACAAGGAAUCGGGAGGGACGAGAAUCCUAGACUAUUCGGUAGCUGACUCUGACGAGUGGACUCUACUUUCUACUAACCCCAAAACACAUACAGCAAUAGCCAAUGCCCGAGAUUGGCUGCUUAAGUUAAAAAUAAUUACGAAAAGUUGCCCAAGAAACAUGUCAGAGGCCGUCAUGAUAGGGGUGAUAAUGGAACUAGAGCGUUAUCCAGUUGUGAAUCCAAGUAUCGAUACUGAUGCUGAGAUGAUACUGAAAGAGGUGAUUAAUGAGCUGAGCAUGAUGCUGGAUUUCUUGAGAGGCAAGGAAUCGGGAGAGAGGAGCAGCCUACACUAUUUGGUAGCUGACUUUGAUGAGAUGACUCAACUUUCAAAGAACCCCACAGCCCAAAGAGCAAUAGCCUAUGCACGAGAUUGGCUGCUUUAUAUAGAUGGGUACAUGGCGGAGUUUGGGGUCGAUGAGGAGCGUCGCUUGGACGACAAUGCGACGCGGUAUAUUGGCUCUGAGAUUUUCAAUCACGAGCAGCAGCGGAUCGACUAUGAGGGCAUGUGGACAUGUCUAAACCUUAUUAAUGGAAAAAGUAUGAAGGACGUGGUCGUGGAUAUGAUGGUGAAGUGGAUGGUGAGAGACGGGUUGAUAGCGGAGAUACCACCAUGUUAUUAUUAUACACGCAGCAUCUUAGAAUUUUCGUCGUGCGGAUAUCCCAUAAACAUGUGGGUGGCCAUCAUAUUAUGGGCGAUCGAGCAACUGUACAGGUUUAAGGUGGCCAAAAUAUUAUACAAUGGAAUCCCGGAAGAGAUAUUAGCAGAGCUAGAAAUUAUGGUGUGUGAAUUGACCAAGGCGUAUGCACUGGGUGAGGUGGAAUUGGAGGAGUUGAGCAGGCUAAAUUAUUUACUACCUGACUAUGCUGAUAUAGCUCAGUUAUCAGCGAAUCUCGCGAUAAACAUUGAUGAGGACUUGGCCAAAAAUAAAAUGACACAUGGUCUAUAUUGGCUGAGAAAGGUACGAAAUCGAAGGCCGGAGUUUGUUGGUGGCGAGAGGGUGAACAGUCCACUAAGUGUAGGAGACGAAGGUGUCGUGGUGGGCUUUGAGAAAGACGUGCAGCUUAUUAGUAGAGCAAUCCUGAAUGAGGAGAGCAGUGUUAAAGUGAUUCUUAUCAAAGGCAUGGUUGGUUCGGGAAAGACAACUCUUGCCAGACAAGUGUACAACCACAUGUCCGUCACUGGGAAAUUCAAUGGCCGCGCUGCAUGGAUAAGCAUUUCUAGUGACACAAGUGCGAAUGAGGUACUUGUGGAACUCAUACACAUGUUCGGAGAUUCGCCAUUGGAGGGAAUGGACAACCAUAGCCUCCUAGGAAAGCUUUACCGCCUCCUGCAAGGAAUGCCAUUUUUCAUAGUUCUCGAUAACCUGCCAAAACAAAUGCCCAUUCAUUCCAUCUUGAAUGCUCUUCCCGAGGAAGGUAUGUUUAUCAUUAUUUCUUAUCUUAGAAUAUACUCUCUCCGUCACAAGUAG